AUGCCCAUCACCAGAGCUCUCGGAAUGAGUGUAAGCCGUGCAGGCCGGACACUCCCUCGCGGACUCCGAGCUGCCCCAUUCAGCACUUCAGUCCAGAGGAGAGCCGAUGCCACGGCGCCGUUCAGACUUCCUGAUCCCAGGAACGAGCCCAACCCAGAAUACAGAAAAGGCUCCCCUGAACGCAAGAAGCUUGAAGAGGCCUUAUCCAAGCUCCGCUCACAACUCCCCGUUCGAUCCGACGUCUUCUACAAUGGCACCAUCCAAGCCACGUCCAAGUCACUCGACCAAGUCAUGCCCUCAGAGCAUGGAACCGUCUUCACAAAUUAUCCCAUGGCAUCCCGCCAACAGACCUCAGAGGCCAUUGAGGCAGCGCUCAAGGCUAAGAGGAGUUGGGAGGAGAUGCCUUUUGUCGAUCGAGCUGCUAUCUUCCAGAAGGCGGCCGAACUAGCUACAACUGAAUACCGUUAUGAGUUGAUUGCUGCGACGAUGUUGGGGCAAGGAAAGAAUAUUUGGCAAGGAGAAAUCGAUGCUGCCGCGGAACUGGCAGACUUCUUCCGGCUCAACUGCAACUAUGCUGCCGAGUUGCUCGAGAAGCAACCAACUCGAGGCACCAAUGGUAUGUGGAGCCGAAUGGACUGGAGACCCAUCGAGGGCUUCGUCUACGCCGUAUCCCCCUUCAACUUCACAGCCAUUGGCGGCAACCUCAUCUCAGGCCCAGCUCUGAUGGGCAACGUUGUCAUCUGGAAGCCCUCCCAAUACAACGUCUACGCCAGCGCCAUCGUGUACAAGAUCCUCCUCGAAGCAGGCUUGCCACCAAACGUUAUCCAAUUCCUCCCCGGCGAUGCGGAAGAGAUCACAGACGUGGUUCUGAAACACAAGGACUUCGGAGGCAUCAACUUUGUCGGUUCGUCAAAGGUCUUUCGAUCGAUUUAUGGCAAGAUUGGACAAGGUAUUGCGGAGGAAAGAUAUAAGGACUUUCCUCGUGUGGUUGGAGAAACCAGCGGAAAGAACUUUCAUCUUAUCCAUCCCUCGGCAGACAUUGAAAGUGCUGUGAACCACACUGUUCGUGGCGCCUUUGAGUAUCAGGGUCAAAAGUGUUCUGCUACUUCCCGCGUUUAUCUCCCACAGUCGCGAGCGGAAGAAUUCCUCAAAGGCAUCAAAUCCAAGGUCGAACAGAUCACCAUUGGAAGCCCAGAUAAGCAACUUGAAGCUUUCAUGGGACCUGUCAUCCACAAGCACUCCUUCAACAAGAUCAAAGGUAUCAUCGACUCGGCCAACAACGACCCAUCAGUCAAGCUACUAGUGGGCGGUACCUAUGAUGAUUCUGUUGGCUAUUUUGUGAAGCCAACCGUGUAUCAAGUCGACUCUCCAGACCAUAGACUCUUCAACGAAGAAAUCUUUGGACCCGUAUUUGCAGUUUAUGUCUAUCCCGAUUCUCAAUGGGGCUCCAUUCUGAAGCAGGUUGAUGAGGCCGGAGGUGGUCUCGCCCUGACCGGAGCCAUCUUUGCCAAGAGCCGAGCAGCCAUUCGUGAGGCAGAAGAUGCGUUGCGUUACUCUGCCGGUAACUUUUACAUCAGCAAGUUCCCCCUAAUCAACUGCAAGACAACUGCUGCCCUCAUCGGUCAACAAUCUUUCGGUGGUGGUCGUUCCUCAGGCACAAACGACAAGGCCGGUAGCUCUGAUCCCCUGCGACGAUUUGCGAGCCCCAGGAUGAUCAAGGAGGAGUUCUUCCCUCAAAAGACAUUCCUGUAUCCUAGCAACGAGUCUUGA
Molecule: messenger RNA, 1770 nt
Organism: Fusarium keratoplasticum
Lineage: Eukaryota; Fungi; Ascomycota; Sordariomycetes; Hypocreales; Nectriaceae
Product: Multifunctional fusion protein
Exons: 4
Coding region: 1-1770 (589 amino acids)
Cellular component (GO): mitochondrial matrix
Molecular function (GO): L-glutamate gamma-semialdehyde dehydrogenase (NAD+) activity
Source: RefSeq, a predicted model, not a curated record